Messenger RNA from Poecilia latipinna (sailfin molly), 4013 nucleotides. RefSeq names its product rho guanine nucleotide exchange factor 18-like. Gene Ontology annotation, biological process: regulation of Rho protein signal transduction. The coding region runs from base 497 to 3430 and encodes 977 amino acids. Gene Ontology annotation, cellular component: plasma membrane. The transcript is spliced from 21 exons. Gene Ontology annotation, molecular function: guanyl-nucleotide exchange factor activity. NCBI's taxonomy places the organism in Eukaryota, Metazoa, Chordata, Actinopteri, Cyprinodontiformes, Poeciliidae. The record is from RefSeq and is a predicted model, not a curated record.
UGCCAUAGCUCCAUGUAAAGAGCGCUGUUCGACAAACAUAGGUGCUGCGUUCACUGCCCCUAACGAGUGUUUGGAAAAAGGACGGACUAGAGAGGAGAGGAGGCUGGGAUUUCUUUUAAAACACUCCCUUCAUCGUCCAACCUACCGUUUUUUUAAUGAUUUGUGCACUUGUUCCUCCGAAGACAUCUUUACUAUUUCUUCCUUUCUGUUUAGUUGGAUCUGUAAAGAGAUCUAUUAACUUAACCUUCGCCUGGAAGUAAACAGAAAGUUGCGUUUCGCCUUCGACGCGUCCUCCUCCUACUGCAUGCUUUUCCUGCCUCCAGCUUAACUGUGGAAACAGAAGAAAAAGAAAACUUUCUCAUGAGAAGGCUCUGCAGAGAGUUUCUGUCCGUCGCCUUCUAAUGGCUGGACAGGCAGUUUUCCUCCCCAAACGUCCAACUCUUCACCAGAGUCCUCUUCAUACAGACCAGCAAGCGUGAGACCCAGCCGGGCGCAGAUGGAUGAGACUGAAGGCCAGCGGGUGAAGCCUUUCGCUGAUGAAUCUGCGUUAUUGGCUGAGCCAAUCAACCCAGAAGACUCCCAUUAUGCUGAGCUGCGAGCUGAUCUGGAGAGCGACUCCCGCGGUCUGGAGGCGGAGUCCUGGAGCUCGGCUGUGGACCAGAACUACCUGAUGUCUCUGAACAAAGAGGCUGUCAAAAGGCAGGACGUAAUCUACGAGUUGAUCCAGACUGAGAUGAACCAUGUGCGAACCUUGAAAAUCCUCCUCCACAUCUACAUGUAUGAGCUGAAGAAGUUCCAAUCCAUCAUCAACCUGGAGAAGCUCUUCCCCAGCCUGGAGGUUCUGCUCAGCCUCCACUAUGUCUUCCUCAAGUCCCUCAAAUCCCGGAGAGAUGAGAGUCGGGAUGAGGACAAUCCAAAUAACUACUACAUCACAGAGCUGGCGGAUGUCCUCAUCGAUCAGUUUUCAGGUAAUCUGGGAAUACAGAUGGCGACGGGUUACGGCGACUUUUGCAGCCAUCACAGCGAAGCUGUCAGCUACUACAAGGAGCAAAUGCAGAGCAACAAGACGCUGCAAAUUUUGAUUAGAAAAAUCGAUCAGCUGCCUCUGGCGCGAAGAUUAACGAUUCCUGAAUGUUUCUUGCUGGUGACUCAACGCAUCACAAAAUAUCCGGUUCUGUUGGAGCGAAUCAUCCAGAACACAGACGCUGACACACAUGAGCACAGGCAGCUGGAGAAAGCUCUGGAGCUGAUCAAGCACACCAUCUCCCAGGUGAACACCCAGCUGAGUGAAUGUGGGAAGACCGCUCGCCUCAGAGAGAUCAUCAAUCGACUGGAGCAAAAGACUCAGGCCAAGCUGAAAGAUGGCCGCUGGUUCUGGAGAGACGACCUGAGGCACGGCAACAGGACGCUGGUGCAUGAAGGACCCCUGACCUGGAAGUUGUCCGGUAAACAAAAAGAAAUUCAUGCUGUGCUGCUGUCAGAUAUGCUGCUUCUGCUACAGGAAAAAGAUCAGAAGCUUGUAUUUGCUGCCAUGGAUAGCAAACCGCCAGUCAUCUACCUGCAGGGAGUGAUUGUGAGGGUAGUGGCCAUGGAGGAAAGAGCCAUGUACGUCAUCUGUGCGUGUCCCUCCGGCUCGCCAGAAAUGUACGAGCUCUACACGAGCUCCAAAGAGGAGUGCAAAACCUGGAUGGACCUCAUACACGACAUGGCAGAAAGUUGCAGAGACAAUGAAGUGCACAAAGAAAUGGUUACUAAACUGCAGCAGUAUCAAGAUAAGUUGCAGAAAAGAGACGAGCAGAUAAAGAAAAGUCUGGAAAAGAAACAGGAAAUUUUUGCUGAACUUUAUCAUGACGUGUUGGGUCAGAAAAGCCUUUACAACGGGCUGCUGCUGCGAGGCGAUGCUUCUGACCUCCAGCAGGGGGAGCCCUUGUUGAAUGGGGCCAUCGAAGAGGUGGAAAAGUUACAGAACCUGCUCUUUAUGAUGAUUAAACAUCCAGCCGCUCCUGAGGGGGAAAUUGAGACACAGCAAAGUGUCAGGAGGGCACAGACCUUCAAAGGCUCUCUGGAUAAUCUGAUAGCUAAAAGCAUGAAAUACGAAGAUGCAGCUGAGAAGGUGCCACGCAGAUACAGCAGCUGUGACCUUCUGCUCAAGAACAUGUCGAUCUCUGAAGACCUGGGGAAGUCUACUGAUGAUGAUGAUGAUGAUGAUGAUGAUGAUGAAAGUGGAUCCCACCCAAAGCUGCUCUGUGGUUCAGCCUUCGGUGGAUUCCCUGGGACAGCGGUGCUCGAUAGCGUUCAGUCGCUGGCGCAGAAGCUCUGCAGCUUACAGGCCGUCAUCGCCCAGCAGGACAGCAGGAUCGAACUGCAGAAUCUCUCCCAGUCAAAGAGCAAGCUGCCCGUCCGCAGCAACACCAACGCGCUGCUUGAGAAGGAGAAAGAGCGCAACUUGGAGAAGCAGAGAGCAGAGCUGGCUAAGCUGCACAAGCAGCAGAACCAGCAUCGAGCAGAGCAGCAGCGCUGGGAGAAAGAGAGACAGAAGCAGCAGUUGCUGAUGGAAAGUCAGAACGCCAAGAUGCAGCAGCGGGAGGAGGAGUGCAGGAAGAAGGAGGAGGAACUAAAAGAAAAAGAGCUGAACCUGAAGCAGAGUCAGGAGACGUACCAACAGGACCUGGAGAAUCUGAGGGAGACCACACAGAAACUGGACAGGGAGAGGGAGAUGAUUGAACGGGAAAAGGAACGUUUGGAAAAGAUGAAGGCAAAGCUUGUCAACCAUUAUGACGAUCCGACAUGGUCUCCGGCGCUCUCCACUGCCCCAUCAUUCAGGAGCAGCAUAGUAAACGGAGCAGGGACUCUGACCCCAGUUCCCAAUCCACUGGUCUUUACUAGUAACUCUCCUGACCCGGCAGAAUCUCCUCCGCGGGUUCCUCCCCGGAGCACCAGCAUCAGAAUGAGCAGGCAGAUGCUGCCGGUUCAGUUGAUGAGCACCACCAACCAGGUGCAGACCCCUGUGGAGGUGCAGCAGAAGAUUCCCAGGAAGCUGGCGGCCGAACCCAAAAAGAAGGAGAAAACCAAGUCAAAGCGCUCCCACAAGAGAGCCCACAGUGCAGCCAAUAUAGAUGUAACCCAGGUGAUCCCGAUCCGGGUGAUGGGGAAAGACAGUGGCAGUCUUAAAGCCCAAAUGAGCGCAAGUCCAAAAAGAGUCUUAAGUGCAGACACCUUCAGGACACCAGGAUCUGGUGACCUGAAGCCCAGAUCCUGGUCACCACCUUCAGGAUCUGGUCGGCUUCCCAGAACGGCUUCCCAGAACGUGAAGCCGUCUCAGUCGUUCAUCGCACCGAAGUGGAACAACGUUGGUUCUCUUCCACCGCGGCCUCCUCCCUUCCCGACAGACAUAAAUACGACAGAACAAGAAAAGGUUAUCGUUGUUUAACGGAGGAGUUUGGAUGUGAGCAGCAGGAAGAGAUUUUUAAUCCAGAUGAGAAAUCCUCGAAGAGUUGCACUUUUGCCAAAAAAAAAAAAAAAAUCCAAAAAGUUUGGCUUUUUGUAAUUAUGAAAAAUAUAUAUAUUUUAAAUGAUUAUUUUAAUACACAAAGACUCUGACCCAAAGUUUAUUUUUAUUUUAAUUAAACUCUUAAGCUUUAACUUUAACAGCUGUAAUAAUGUGUGUACAACUUUGGUUCAACAAGUUUACGUCUGUAAAUACAAAGAUCUUCAGGCUUCUGCUUCUCAGUUUGUGUACAAAUUGGUCCGACUUGUUCUUGAAAAUGAACAAUCCAUGUAGAUGGAAGCAGUUUGUGCAGACUGAGUUUUCACACAGUAUUGACAGAUAUUUAAAGUUUCCGACAAACGCGUUUGAGUUCAUAACAAUUCUGCCUCUGACAGCCUGAUCAUGUUUUGGUAUCAUCAUGUUGUUCCUGGUUGAAACUUUGUAAACAUGAACUGGUUUUGUGUAAAAAUGGUCAAACGUCAACUGAACGGCAUGCAAUUAAAACAUUUUAAAUUAAGAACUCAAA